AUGGCUUCACAAGAAAUGGAUUCUCAAAAAAUGGAUUGUCAGGAAAUGGAUUCACAAGAAACGGCUUCACAAAUCACGGUAUCAGCGGAUGAUAUUUGUUCAAUAUGUUUGAAUUCAAUGAUGAAGGGUGAAGCACUGUUUAUAUCAGCGUGUAAUCAUCACUUUCAUUUCGAUUGUAUUGCAAAUAGUGUUAAAGCGCAUAAUACUGAAUGUCCGUUAUGUCGUGUACCAUUGGUAUCAUUAAGGAAUGUUGUGGCUCCCCAGCCACCCACACCAUAUCAAAUUCCGCUACAAGUUCAACAACGUGCACCUUUAGAGCGAAUGUUAACUAUGACAUCACAGGUUCUGGACAUUCCUGCUGAAGACGUUGUUAAUGAAGCGGAAUUAUACCGAAUCUUCAAUACAAAUAGUCAUCGAAACAACAGCCGAAUGAGCGAUGCCCCUUCUAACGUUAAAUUCAUUGAAGCAAAAACAACCUUAGAAGUUGGUGGUGUUCGUUGGAAUCAAGAACGUAAUUUAUAUGCCAUGGUUUCUUUGAAAGCUCCAAUAUUAAUUGAUGAGAAUAAUGUACGGGUUCCAUUAGAUCUACUACUGAUUGUCGAUCGAAGUAAUUCAAUGUACGGAGACAAGAUGAAAUUAUUAAAACGAACACUAAGUUAUAUUGUUACCCAGAUGAAAUCGAAUGAUCGUCUGUCGAUUGUAUCAUUUAAUGGAACGGCUGAUGUUAUCAGUGGUUUAAAAAUGAUGAAUGAUGUUGGAAAACAGCGAAUUGAAAAUCAGAUUCAAAAUGAUGAAAAAUUAAUGGCAUCGGGCUCUACAGAUAUUAGUAAUGCUCUGAAAUUAGGCAUUGAAUUAUUGAAUAAACGUCAAACAAAAAAUCCAUUAACAUCCAUACUAUUGCUAACUGAUGGUCAAGACAGUGUACCAUUGUCAUCAUAUACAGAAAUAAUGAGUCGACUCCCACCAGGAACUACAUGUCAUACAUUUGGUUAUGGUCGUGAUCAUAAAGCAAAUAUUUUAUCGACCAUCGCUGAAACUAGUUCAGGAACAUUUACACAUAUUGAUGAAUUGAACACUAUUGGUAAUUCAUAUGCACACGUAUUAGGUGGAUUAUUUUCAUGUAUAGCUCAAAAUAUAGAAAUUAAAAUUGAAUUAGAAAAAAAUUAUAGAAUCACAAAAAUUCAUUCAGCCUUAUCACAUUCAACUGUUCCAAAUCAAACUGUAACAGUCAAGCUGAAUGAUCUAAAUGCGGAUGAGAAGCGUGAUCUUGUAUUUGAAAUUCAUGUACCAACAGUAAAUGAAGAAGAACAUCUGUCGGAUCAAAUCGGUCAUGUAGCACUUCGAUACAUUGAUCCUGCGAGUAAACAAAUGGCAUUAAUAGAAAACAUACCAAUUACACUUAUACGUUUGAAUAUUACUGAUGAGUCAAUAUUAUUUAGCGUAAACUACGAUUUAGAUGUUCAACGUAAUCGAGUAUUAACCACAAAAGCGUUAAAAGAAGCUAUUUGGUAUGCUGAACGUGGUAAUAUGGAACAAGCAUGUAAAAUAACACGAGACGUUAUCGAUCAUAUUAAGUUAUCCAUGUCAUCACAAAAUAUUUUGUGUCAAGAAUUAAUUGAAGAUUUGAAUAACAGUAUUCAAAAAUUUCAGAAUGAUCAGCAACAAUUUGCAGCACAUAUGACAACAAUGAGCAGAAAUCAUUCAGACCAACGUUCAACGUACAAUUCACCACAUUUUGUCAGUUCUAGGACGUAUGUUACGCCGAUGCAACAGCAACAGAUUAAUUCAUAUCAGUCUUACUCAACAUCAAUACUGUAA
Messenger RNA from Didymodactylos carnosus, 1818 nucleotides. The record is from the annotation of a GenBank genome assembly. Lineage: Eukaryota; Metazoa; Rotifera; Eurotatoria; Philodinida; Philodinidae.